Molecule: messenger RNA, 1515 nt
Organism: Closterium sp. NIES-65
Lineage: Eukaryota; Viridiplantae; Streptophyta; Zygnematophyceae; Desmidiales; Closteriaceae
Source: the annotation of a GenBank genome assembly
AUGCGGAUCGCCCUGGCUUCCUCCUCGUCGCCCUCGUAUAGUGGCUUUGUGCUGUUCAGCGGCUACCGUGCAUCCAUGGACUCAUUCGUUGCCAUUGGCCUGCACCAUUUUGGCAACAGCACCAGCACCACCAUGGUCCAAGCCCAAUCGUGCGAGUGGGUGGAGAAGAACGGAGACCGGCAUGUGGGUCAAGUCACGGUGAAGGAUCCAUCUCACGCCCACCCACCGAAACACCUGCAAUCCGCCACCCUUACUACCGCUGCUGGCGCUGCCGCUGCUGCUGGCAAACUUCCAGCAGCAGCGGGAGAAAAGGGAGCAGCAGCACGAGCAGCAGGCGGCAGCGGCAGUGGCGGCAGUGGGGCCGGUGCGGCCAGUGGGGCUGGUGCAGUUGGGUCAGCAGAGACGGUGGUGCUGGUGUGUUUGCUGGGUGAGGAGGCGAGUCUUCGCACGGGUGGGCAGCUGCGCAUGGAGGUGAAUGGGGAGGACGUGCUGGUGUAUGAGGAGGAGGGCAACCAGGGCUCUCCGUCUCCUCUUCUCUUCCCUCCUCACUUCGCUCCUCUCUUCCCUCCUCUCGUCCCUCCUUUCUUCCCUCCUCACUUCUCCUCUUGCCUCCUCCUCCUUCCGCUCCCUCCCCAGGACGAGGAGACGCUGAGCUACAAUCUCAUGUACUGCAGCACGCCCAUACACGUGGCCGUGCACGCUGUCAGAUUCGCGCAGUGGCUCAACUUCCACCGCACUGUGCACCAUGUGAGUCACGGCACUGUGCACCAUGUGAGUCACGGCACUGUGCACCAUGUGAGUCACGGCACUGUGCACCAUGUGAGUCACGGCACUGUGCACCAUGUGGACUAUUUCCAGCUGUACGAUGCGGGUGGCGUGGAGGAGCGGCUGCUGCAGCAGCUGGCGCCGGCCAUAGAGGCGCGGGCAGCGGCAGUCAUGGACAUGCGCGCCGUGGCAGGGCGGGAUGGCACGGCGCAUGGGCAGGCGCGGGCAGCGGCAGUCAUGGACAUGCGCACCGUGGCGGGGCGGGAUGGCACGGCGCAUGGGCAGGUGGGUGCAUGGGUAGGUGGGUGCAUGGGCAGGUGGGUGGGUGCAUGGGUAGGUGGGUGGGUGCAUGGGCAGGUGGGUGGGUGCAUGGGCAGGUGGGUGGGUGCAUGGGCAGGUGGGUGGGUGCAUGGGCAGGAUGGAGGGAUGGGUGCGUCUGGUCUCCGUCUGCCGGCCAUAGAGGCGCGGGCAGCGGCCGUCAUGGACAUGCGCGCCGUGGCAGGGCGGGAUGGCACGGCGCAUGGGCAGCUUCUGGCAUUCCAUGACUGUCUGUACUUUGCGCGCACGGCAGCGCGGUGGGCUCUCUUCCUGCACCCUGACGAGUACCUUCUGGUGCAGCAGCCGCCGCACUCCAUCGCCCACGUGCUUGUGCUGCACCAGCAUCCCUCCCCUCCCUCAUCCUCUCAACCCCCUGCUCAAUCUCUCCCCCCUCCCCCCCUUCCUCUUUCACCACCAUCCGGAGCACUUUGA